Molecule: messenger RNA, 3965 nt
Organism: Thrips palmi
Lineage: Eukaryota; Metazoa; Arthropoda; Insecta; Thysanoptera; Thripidae
Product: focadhesin
Exons: 21
Coding region: 218-3853 (1211 amino acids)
Biological process (GO): regulation of post-transcriptional gene silencing
Source: RefSeq, a predicted model, not a curated record
UAGUGUCUUUUGGUAGUAUGAGAAAUAAAGCAUAACCAUGUUUCUGUUUGGAAUUUUGGUUUGAGUACGUCGGCAUUGUUUAUUGCUCUAUCUUACUGUGUAUGAGGUUGUCAUCGUGUAAAACAGUCACUAUCUGCGAAAUCAGAAAAAUAUUUUGAGGUUAUGUUUAUCUAUCGGUAACUUGUUCAACGAUUUAUCCGGUAGACUAUUGUUUUUAAUGAUGGAGGAGACUGUGGGAAACAGUAGAGAAAUUAAUGCCAAACUUAUUGAUCCAGUGUCAGUGCUCAAGGAAAUUACAAAGCUUGUUAGUGGAAUAAAAAAGAAUGAUUCAAAACAGAGGUUUAAUGAGACCCCUGAAAUGAAACAGUUGCGUGUCUUGAUCUGCGAUAAGAUACCUGUUCGCUCUGUUACCGCUUGCCAAGGGCUUCUCUCACUUGUUGAAGACAACAUUUUACCUCCUAUACAUGCUAUUUCAUUGCUGGUGUCUGCAUUUUCUAAUAUCCAGAAUUAUUCAGGUGUGACUGCUGCACUAGGUGUGUUGCUGCGAUGGGACAUGAAUGUUCGACCCAAGCCAUAUGAGUGCCCAUUUUCCUUGUACCCAGUUCAACACCCCCUUAUUACUCUCCUGAAACAGAAAAAAGACACCUGGGCCGAUGUUUAUCGACUUGUUCAAAAUUUCUUCUUCCACUCUGAAAAAUGCAUCAAGAAGGAAAAUAUAUCAUUAUUGCAACCCCUAUUGCUGUAUGUACUUUGCGAUCCACAAACAACUCCUCAUUUGCCUCCAGAGAGCCGUCAAAAAACCUGGGCAUUGAUGCUUCAUUUUUUGGAUGAUUUAUCUGUUAGGCAACUAGUUUUCCAGAGCAUUCCAUGGUUCCAGAUUUCAGAUGAAUCUCGCUGUGUGGAGACAGGAAUGCUGCUUCUGGACCUUUGUGAGUCUUCACUUAGAAUUCGCGAUGGGCAAUUGUGUGUUGCUCUGGCUCCUCUAGCAGCAGCAUCGAUCCGCAACCUGGUAACUCGAGGAGCAGACCCGGAACCCUGCCUUGCUACAGUGUUCCAACUCCUUUGCAUCUCCCCCAAUGCAGCUAGUUGUGUAAUGCUGUUGCUUGCAGAUACUAUAACUGUUUGUCCUGCAUCAUUCCUUGCUCCAAUCUUGAAGUCUUGCAAGGAAAUAUUUGACCUCCAUGCUUGCAGUGAAGUCUCAAUGUACGCUGUAGUCAGUGCUUUACUCCCCUGGCUCGCCUCUCCUUCCGUUCUCACUAGAGAGGCUCUUCAAUUAGGUACAAAGCUUUUACUCGAAAUACGGGAAGCUCCCUCAAGUUACUGGAGCAACACAACCAGUCGUUUGUGUGCCAAUCCUUGGUUUCGCCUUUUGAGACAUUCUUUUGAAAAUGUACAUGAAGCUGCAGAGCUAUGCAGAGUCAGUGAGUCAUGGCGCAGUGAGGCAGAAGUAAAAGAAUGGCUAACUUUUGUGAAGACUUCGUCGCCAUUAUUUAUAGCGAGAUUUUCCUCUUAUUUCUGUGCCCUGCUGAUUUCUGGUGCUUCAGAUGAAGUAGAGGAAGAAGGCAAUGAAAUUAUUUGGGCCCCCUUGUCUGUGUUGGUGUGGCUGGUCAAAGAUGAGCCAGAAGUAAGUGGAAGAGUAACACUGGCUCUUCUCUACCAACUUGCUCAAGAAAAGAGACCUCUUCAUCAGGUUGCUUUACUCAGAGCAAUAGCAGCUAUGGGAAAACAUGAGGAGAACAUGGUGCUUGUUUUAGGAGUGUUGAAAUCAUUAUCUAUGGGGGGAUUUUAUUCUUCUACCCUUGCAUUGGACCUUUAUCUUCGUGUUUGGAAAGCGCAACCAAGAGCAUAUCGCUUUUUACAUGAACUCCUCACAACUCCGUUCAAAGGAGAUAAUCCAGAUCUAAUUUGGGAGCUGAACAUUGCAAAAGCAGCAGCAAUUAGAGAGAUAUGCUACACCAACCCUGAUGCUCAUGGUUCUGAAUUGGUGCCUGUCCUGUCCCAAGUGCUCUCUCAAAAUACAACCGCAGAAGGAAGUAUUGCAUCCGCCUUGGCUGUGCAAGGCAUUACCAGCCUGUGCCGGUCGGGUGUCAUGGACGUAGUGAGUACAUGGCGAGGCCUCUCUCCAAAACUGCUUCGGGACAAGAGACCAGACGUUAUUGUUAGCCUAUGUGAGCUUUUGAGUGUUGUGUCAUGCUUGUCAACCACAACAGGCAAAUAUGAGGAAUUUAUAGCAGAAGUAAUAGUGACUUUGUGGGGUUGGAUUCAGCAUUCCAAUUCUGAGGUUGCCUGCGCUGCUUUGAGAGCACUUUCUGAAUUUCACCUGAACCAACUGACUCUGAAAACUGUACCGGCUGCUUUCCGGACCAACUUGAAGCUUCCGCCAUCAUUUUGUAAAACACCAAUUGAUGCUGCUCGUGAUCCAGUUGAUGUUUUGCCGUACAUACCUGGAGACUGUUGGAAGCAAGUAUUACAAGGUCUUGGCAAAUUAGAAGAUAGAAAAGAUGCAGUUUGCAACAUGUUGGCCUGUUUCAUGCGACAUGAGAUUAAACUAUUUCACAGAGGCUUGUACAAUCAACUGCCGUCCAAGCCAGAACCCACAUCUUACGAGCACUUACAUGAUAGCAGUAUUUUGAAAACAAUGUUUGGCAUUUGCUAUCAGACCAGUAAGCAUGAACCCAUGCUGGUUGCUCUUGCACUUUCAAUCCUAUCUAAUGUAUUUCCCAGACCGCUUCCACCUGUCAGCUGGAACUUUUUAGAGGAAAAGCUGAAGCUUGGUGGCACAGUCAGAGGGCACUGUCUAAAGAUAUUGGCCAUGCAGUGCCAAGCUUCACAAUCUGCCAACCGAAUUCUGCUUGUUGUAUUAUCUUCAUUGAACCUUCCAGAUGAUAUUGAGGAUUGCAAGAUUCUCUUUUCCAUGUUAAAUUAUCUAGGGCAGGGUAUACCACCAAAUCAUCUUGGUCCAUUUGUCAACAAGUGUAUUUUGUAUGCCACAGAGACUUUUAAAAAUGAAGAACCCAGUGAAGAAUCUCUGCUGAAAAGUUUUCUGGGUCACCUAAAAUUGGCUCUCCAAUCUCAGGAUGUGCAUAAAGCCAAUACAACUGCUCUCGCUAAUAUAACUGAGAGCCUGGUGAACCAUUUAGAUAUGUCUCAUCAAAUAUUUGACUCAUUCAUAGAAUGUGCACUGGUGCUGCCUGCAAAGAAUGUGGAACGCAUUAUCUCACCUACUCUGUGGUGGGAAACAUCACCAGAUAAAAUCGAAAGUGCUGUGCGAGUGAGCUCUGCUAUUGCCAUGGCUCAGGAUUCUGACAUGCCCCUGGCUGCUCUCAAUGAAUGUAUUGACGUGUGCACAGCAGCAGAUUCCAAGGCUCAUGAGUGUAUCCUGGAGGCUAUUAUAAAUGUGGUCAGAAUUUGCCGAAGUCAUGAAUCUAACAGCCGUUGGCUGCUGCAGAUGUUAGGCCGCAUCCAAGCUGUCAAAGCAAGCCAAGACAAUGACAGUCAACAAAAGCAGCAGGUUUUGCACUCAUAUUGUGAUCUCUUCAUGGUUACUGUUAUUGCUUUGGCUGGCCACGAUAUACUUACUGGUGAUCCCAAAAUAAUUGCUUCGAGUAGUCAAGAUCGCUUGUUGUUAUUCCCUCAGGCUCUCUCAGCCUUGCUUGAUGCAAAUGAAACAUGGAGAAGUUUAACUACACAGGUAAUUGAAUGGCUCUAUGAUAUGAGCACAGCAUCUGAAGUGCCCAGCCUUCUCUCUCAAACUUUCCGUCUAGCUAUCACUCCUCUCCGCUAUCACCAACAUUUUAAGAAAACCACUGUCUGGAUGCGCAUUCUAUCUUCUCAGCAAGGUUGUACCUUAUGAUUACAGUAGCAGCGUUUCCUGUUUUAAACAGUAAGAGCCAAAUGUCCAUUAAAUUAUCUUAAGAUUUGUACAUGUUAUCAUUGAAAGUUAAAAAUAAAAAUAAAAAACACUU